AGUAUCCAACCUGGUUACGCUGUGGCAUUCCCCGACAGUGAGGUGUCUGAGGAACUCUAGCUUCAUUUAUUGCCCUCUGUCGCUGGGCCUUACGAGGCCCGGCCUCUCCCGCAGCUCGAUCGGUCUUCCGGGGGCAGGGAAACCGUCUCCAGAACAGCUUCUGGGGUUUGAGAAUCAGAAUAACCGCACACACUGGUCCCCUCCUCCAGGAAUGAACACCCGGGCCAGUUUUUAUUUUGCGUGUGUUUUGUUUUGUUGUUGGAAGAUUCUCAGCCAUUUGUUUUCAAGGAAUCUUAUUAUGUGAUCUAACAAUAUAGUCGCGUCUGGAGGGUUUUCAAUUAAUAUUUUUCCUGUUCCGUAUAAAAAUAUCAAAAGAACAUUUCCUGCACUUUUGAACACAAUUUCUUUCGUGUCAUCCUACAGCCACCAUUUCGGGUCUCCAUUUGAAAUUAUUCUAUUAUGGAAUGAUCUGAAUGCAAGUCAACAUUUUGAAUUAUGCUGGGUUUGACUAGAGAUAUGACAUAAUAGAUUCUUGACUGCCUUAGAGUUCGCAUCUGGUUUGAUUGAAUAUACUGAUUCCUUGGUUGCAAUGUGAAUUAACUCUGAGACAAGUCCCCAAUCCAUAUUGUUGGAACAAUUCCUUGUGUAGGAAGAGGAAAUUUGAAGUGAUUGGCUUCUGUGUGGAUGUGAUACUAAAAUGAACUUGUCAACUUAUAUUAAAAAGUAACUUUACAAAGGCGUGCACUUCUGAAGCAAGUGCUGAAGAUGGGACCUCGACGGAAAAGCAUCAAGAAGUGCUCAAGUGUGAAUGAAGGAGGGGAAGCUGUAAAGGAAGAUGAGCAGAGGGACUACAUGAAUCAGUUUUCACAUGAAGUUUUAUGUCAUAUAUUCAGGUAUCUUCCCCUACAGGAUAUCAUGUGUAUGGAAUGUUUGUCCCGAAAGCUGAAGGAGGCAGUUACUGUAUAUAUGCGAGUAGUGAAGGUGGUUGACCUAUGUGCUGGCUGCUGGUGGGAGUACAUGCCAUCAGGUUUCAUUGAUGCCAGUUUUUUAACACUAUUGAAAAAAAUGCCUGACUUGGAACAGCUGUAUGGAUUGCAUCCCCGACACUUGGAACGACGGCGAGUCAGAGGGCAUGUUGCAUUCAGCAUUCCUGGUGUACUUGAAGCUUUGCAAGCCUGCCCAAAUCUAUUGGGUGUAGAAACUUCCCAUUUAGAAUUAGUAGAAGCCAUCUGGAAUUACAUGCCACAGGUCCAGAUCUUGGGAAAGUUUCGAAAUCGUAAUGGUGCUUUCCCAAUCCCUCCAGAAAACAAACUAACAAUUCCAGUAGGAGUCAAGAUACAAACACUCCAUCUGGUUGGAGUGAAUGUUCCUGAAAUUCCUUGUGUCCCAAUGUUGAGACACCUGUAUUUGCAAUGGGUUCGACUAACCAAACCUCAGCCUUUUAAAGACUUUCUGUGUGUCAGUUUACGCACUUUUGUAAUGCGGAAUUGUGCAGGUCCCACCAAUUCCUUAAAGUAUGUUCCACUUGUGACUGGGUUAGCUUCAGCCAGGAACUUGGAGCAUUUGGAACUAGUUCGUGUACCUUUUCUUGGAGGAUUGAUUCAACAUGUAGUUGAAGACAGCUCCAGAUCAGGUGGUUUCAGAAAUCUACAUACUAUUGUAUUUGGAGCAUGCAAAAAUGCACUAGAAGUGGACCUUGGCUACCUCAUUAUCACUGCUGCUCGUAGGUUACAUGAAGUUCGUAUUCAACCUUCGCUAACCAAAGAUGGUGUUUUCUCAGCACUAAAAAUGGCAGAGCUGGAAUUUUCCCAGUUUGAAACCCUGCACCUUGGAUAUGUUGAUGAAUUUCUAUUGCAAUGUAAGAUGACAAAUGCUGAAUUAGUGAAGCAUGGUUUGGCAGAUGUGGUUGAGAAUCCUGGUAUCAUUACAGACAUUGGAAUGAAAGCCGUAAAUGAAGUAUUUCCUUGUAUCAAAUACCUAGUUAUUUAUAACUGUCCCCAUUUGCACAAUGCACAUAACUGGAUAACAGACCAUUCACGAUGGAGUCGCUUGGUGGAUCUUACACUUGUUCGUUGUCACGCAAUCAAGCUAGAGUCAUUCAGUCAGUUUGUAGAAAUGCUGCCAAGCUUGGAGUUCAUUUCAUUGGACCAGAUGUUCCGGGAGCCUCCAAAGGGCUGUGCUCGUGUAGGGUUGAGUGCUGGCACAGGAAUUGGUGUUUCUUCUGCUCUUGUUAGCAAUCAGAAUUCCAACAAUGAUAAUGAUAAUAAUCAAAAUAAUCACGGCAAUAUCAAUAAUAACAAUAACGAGGAGAAUGAUGCCCGACAAGAGAGAGCAGUUCCUGACUUACCAAACCCAGUGAAUGAUCAAGGACUCCAGGAGGCUGUCCAAGAAAGUAGACCAAGUGGAGCUGAAUGUAACUCUGACCAGAAUAGUGGGCAUUCUGUGACACCCAUGGAUAUAGAUGAAGAACAAGCAGGACCAAGUGGACUUCAACCAACUGUGAAAGUAAAUCCAGUGAUGGUGCAUGAUUCAGAUAGUGAAGACGAGGAUGAAUAUAGCAUGGAUACUUCUGGAACUCUGAAUGGGAAUGAUACUGGGGAUAUUUAUUCAGAUGGUGAGGAUAAAAAGAAAGCUACACCUAUGCUUUGUGAAAGUUCUGGUAUUUGUGGUAAAGGCAAGGCUCCAUUACGGAAGAAGAGCCCAAUUAAUCAACCAGGUCUACUAGCACCAUUGCACGCAGAGGAAAGCAGUUGUGAGAAAGGUUGUCAGGUGACCAGUGAACAGAUAAAGGCUGAUAUGAAAGCAGCAAGUGAUAUCCCAGAAAGGAACAGGAACAAAGAUGUUCCUUCUGGAACAGGAACCUGUUCUGCUCCUUCAAGAACAACCAACUCGAGCACUGUUGAAACUCCUCCGUACAUAGAACCUAAUAGAACAUCUACUGUAAAUGGAGGAUGCAGGCAUUGCAGUCCAACAUAUUCAUCCCAAUCUGGUAGUGGGAUUCAUGCCUGUUCGUGUACUUCAAAUACAGUUGGAGAUUCCUCUGGCAGUAAUGAGAGAAGCUCGAGGAGUAGUUCAGUUCAUACUGGCUGCGUAUGCAAUACAUCUCAGGUAAAUGAAAGCAGGACAGGUGAAUGCUCUGAACUGGAUAAACCUUCCACAAGCAGGUCAUCUGAAAACUGUGAUUUAAAUGGACAUUGCAACACAAAUUCAACUAUAUCAGAGUUUUCACAAAGGACAUCUUCCACUUGUGCACAAGGACAAGUAAAUGUUGAUAAUGGGAGGACUUGCAUUGAUGAUGCCAGAAAUGCAGAGAAUUCUAAUCAUCCUACGUGCUUUAAAGGGGCCCAGCAUGAAGGCUAUCCACGCAGACCAGUGACAAGAGCGAGUAGUAAAUAUAGCCAGGUUCCAUUGAUCACAGAGCCAGAUAUUUCCAAACCCAAGCCCAGGCAAUCUGUCAAGCGGAAACGAACUGCAGAUAAAUCCACAAGUACUAGUGAUCCUGUCAUUGAAGAUGACCAUGUCCAGGUUCUUAAUCUGAAGUCCAAAAAUUUGGUUGGGAUUACGCUUGCUAAUUGUGGAAUUACUGAUUUGGUACUCAGAGAUUGUCCGAAAAUGAUGUUUAUCCAUGCUACUCGAUGUCGGGUACUAAAGCACCUAAAGGUUGAGAAUACACCAAUUGUAAACCGCUUUGACUAUGUGCAGUGUCGGAAGCUCAAUAUUGAACAAGUGCUUGACCAGAUUUUACAAAUGCCUCCUGAACGGAACCGUAUCAUUUAUCUGCGACCAAUGCAACAGAUUGAUACUUUAAAAUUGGAGCGGAUGAUAUUUAGUGGACCUUAUCCCUAUCACAUCUGUAUUAUUCAUGAGUUUAGCAAUCCUCCAAAUGUGCGAAACAAGGUUCGCAUUCGUAGCUGGAUGGACAUAAUAGCAAAUAUUAAUCAAGAAUUGAUCAAGUAUGAGUUCUUCCCUGAAGCUACUCGCACUGAAGAAGAUGUGAAAAAAUAUCUCAAGUACCCUUGGGGGAGGGAUAUUUAUAGUUUGGAAGGAACAGUAGAUGGAGCUCCCUACUUCAUGAUCACUGACUUUCCUUGGCUUCGUUCACUACGCACUGCAGAACCGAACAGCUAUGCAAGAUAUGACUUUGAAGAUGAUGAGAGAACUACAAUCUAUGCUCCACGGAGAAAAGGGCAGUUGUCAGCUGACAUUUGCAUGGAAACAAUUGGUGAGGAAAUCUCUGAGAGAAGACAGAUGAAGAGUGGUGUGUUUCAGCGAGUUGUAGCUAUUUUCAUACAUUACUGUGAUGUCAGUGGAGAGCCUGUUCAUGAUGAUUAUAUCUGACUAUGCCUUUCUUGCUCAUGACUGUCCAAAGGCCAGAGACUACAGCCUGCAAGAUUUGAUUUAUCAGCACUGUGUAGCUGAAUUAUACCCCAAAUACUUUUGGAACAAAUUAUAUAAUUGUGUAUAAAAUAUUUGUGUACAAAUGAUUUCUGUAUAGAAAUGCUCUUAAAAUUAAUUGGCUUCCGGAAGCAGUAUCAUUUCAUAUGUUUAUACAAUUUAAUUCACUCAAAUGUUAUUGAAAGGGAAAUAAAUAGGUUUUAAGAAGAGGCUAUUUAUAUCCCCAAUUAUAUAGUUACUAAGAUGAACAUUUUCUGAUAUUUUGUUACAAUAUUGUUAGGUAGAAAAAUAUGUAUUAAAAAUCAAGGCCAUGUUCUUUGGCAGACUACAAAGCUUAAUAAAAGACAUGACUUAGUUCUUUGAAUAUUCUUUGGUACUAAUGUGCCUUUUUUUUGAGUUACAUUUUGUAAAUGAAGACUUGAAGAAAAAACACAAACUUUGUCUUGUCUUAUUUUUUAUAUACACGUAUCUAAUUUGAACAUUAUAUUGAUCCAUCAUUGUGAGGCAAUUAACCAAGAAAGGAAUCAUGAACCAGUAACAGAAAAUAGUAUUUCAUUACACAAUGGCAUGCAUUUUGUUAUGCACAGCUUCCAAGGAACGAAGUGGCAGGGAAAUUGCGUUAUAAUAAAGUAUUUAAGUAUGAAAAGCAUUUUCUGAAAACUUAUUUCUCUGGACCUUCUCCCCAAUAUGUUUUUCCAAAUUCUGCUUUAAUUUCUCACCAAUUUUUGUAGAAUACAUGCAAAAAGGCAUUAUUUCACGUUGUGUUUUAUAUUAUUUGACACUGUAUCUGUAAGUAACUGAUUUUUUCUUAUUUAAUGAAAUGCACUCAGUUUGAUUUCAGUUUGACCUUUUUCACCUUGGGUCCUUGUCACCUUUAAACUGUCACUUUUCCUGACUAGUGAUUCAGCUUUUAUUGAAUAUUUGAAGGAGCAGUUUAAUAGUUUCAGAUCCAACUUGGAAUAAUCAUUAGCUGACAGGAAGGUUGAGGUAAGUCAAAUCCCUUGGGACUGACUGUUUAUCGCUGUUUUAUGCAACCAGACUAGUACAGUGGAUGUCAGUUUUGAAUACAAAAUAUACAAGCACAAAACUUUUUUCUGUUCAGACGUGUUACAUUUAUUUCUGUUAACUCAUUUUCAGUUCAUGCAAGUUUAAUGUAGUUUGUGCUCUGAUUGAGCCUCUACGUAUUUGCCACAAUGUGUGUUUUUAAAUUUGUUUCAAAGUUUAACAAAUUACAAGUUAGAACUGAUUGUCAACAGCUUAUAUUUUUGACAUGAUUGAGCAUGAUAAGUAAUAGCACGUAAAGCAGUUGAUCCUGUGUGUAAUUUGCCAAUCUCCUCUCAGUACCUUCCAAACUCGAACUUAAUUGUGGCAAACUUGCUGCUGCAGAAUUAAGUUUUGCACCGCACAGUUUUUGUUUGAGUCCAGUAUAAUUGCAGGCUUGGGGUGAUGUUGACAAGAGGAUAUAUGUUCUUUCAAGGACUUUGUGAUCAUUAGCAUUAAAAUUUUCAUUCUUGUUUUCGAA
Molecule: messenger RNA, 5917 nt
Organism: Chiloscyllium plagiosum (whitespotted bambooshark)
Lineage: Eukaryota; Metazoa; Chordata; Chondrichthyes; Orectolobiformes; Hemiscylliidae
Gene: fbxo38
Product: F-box protein 38
Biological process (GO): protein K48-linked ubiquitination; SCF-dependent proteasomal ubiquitin-dependent protein catabolic process
Cellular component (GO): nucleus; cytoplasm
Molecular function (GO): protein binding
Source: RefSeq, a predicted model, not a curated record